This is a messenger RNA of Cucumis sativus (cucumber), 5138 nucleotides long. RefSeq names its product pentatricopeptide repeat-containing protein At1g19720. The record is from RefSeq and is a predicted model, not a curated record. Bases 166 to 4665 code for a protein of 1499 amino acids. The transcript has 8 exons. Lineage: Eukaryota; Viridiplantae; Streptophyta; Magnoliopsida; Cucurbitales; Cucurbitaceae. Gene Ontology annotation, biological process: RNA modification. Gene Ontology annotation, molecular function: zinc ion binding; carbohydrate binding; protein binding.
GUGAUAACCCCAUCCAGUAGAGCCAAUGGAGAAGGCGCCACGUCCACAACUUGCGCCAUCUUCUGAUCUUCUGAUCUUCUGUUCAUAAUUUUAAUGAAAACAAAUGUGUAAAUCAAACAACUUUCCAAAGGGGUGAAGAAGAACAAAUCUAUACUACCAUUAACAAUGGAGAAACUGGCAAUUCCUUGCCAAACGAACCCUCCAAUUUCUGGCCCUGCUUCCGUUAUCAAACCCAGACCCCUUAAAUUCUCUUCAAAACCAAUUAAAACUUCUAUAUUUUUCACCUACAAACUUACUUCUAAGUUCAAUGAUGACCAUUUGAGUUACCUUUGCAGCAAUGGGCUACUCCGUGAAGCCAUAACAGCCAUCGAUUCGAUUUCUAAACGUGGGUCUAAGUUAAGCACCAACACGUAUAUCAAUUUGCUUCAAACUUGCAUAGAUGUGGGUUCCAUUGAACUGGGUCGUGAGCUUCAUGUUCGUAUGGGUUUAGUCCAUCGGGUAAACCCAUUUGUUGAGACGAAGCUAGUAAGUAUGUAUGCGAAAUGUGGGUGUCUUAAGGAUGCACGCAAGGUGUUUGAUGGAAUGCAGGAGAGAAAUUUGUAUACUUGGUCGGCAAUGAUAGGGGCAUAUUCGAGAGAGCAGAGAUGGAAAGAAGUAGUUGAACUUUUCUUUUUGAUGAUGGGAGAUGGGGUGCUGCCUGAUGCCUUUCUUUUCCCAAAAAUACUACAGGCUUGUGGGAAUUGCGAGGAUCUUGAAACUGUGAAGUUGAUACAUUCUCUCGUUAUUCGAUGUGGGUUGAGUUGUUAUAUGCGUCUGAGCAAUUCUAUUUUGACGGCAUUUGUCAAAUGUGGGAAGUUGAGUCUAGCUAGGAAGUUCUUUGGGAACAUGGACGAAAGAGAUGGGGUCUCUUGGAAUGUUAUGAUCGCUGGUUAUUGCCAGAAGGGAAAUGGUGAUGAAGCUAGGAGAUUGCUUGACACGAUGAGCAAUCAAGGAUUCAAACCGGGUUUGGUUACUUAUAACAUAAUGAUUGCUAGUUAUAGCCAGUUGGGGGAUUGUGAUCUUGUUAUAGACUUGAAGAAGAAGAUGGAGAGUGUGGGUUUAGCGCCUGAUGUCUAUACUUGGACCUCAAUGAUUUCAGGUUUUUCUCAAAGCAGCAGGAUUAGUCAGGCAUUGGAUUUCUUCAAGAAGAUGAUUCUUGCAGGGGUUGAACCAAAUACUAUAACUAUUGCAAGUGCAACCUCAGCCUGUGCUUCCUUAAAAUCACUGCAAAAUGGACUAGAAAUACAUUGUUUUGCAAUUAAAAUGGGAAUUGCGCGUGAAACAUUGGUUGGGAAUUCACUUAUUGAUAUGUAUUCUAAAUGUGGAAAAUUGGAAGCUGCUCGCCAUGUAUUUGACACGAUCUUAGAAAAAGAUGUUUAUACAUGGAACUCGAUGAUUGGAGGAUAUUGUCAGGCUGGAUAUGGUGGAAAAGCAUACGAACUUUUUAUGAGAUUAAGGGAAUCAACUGUCAUGCCUAAUGUUGUUACAUGGAAUGCGAUGAUAUCAGGAUGCAUACAGAAUGGAGAUGAGGAUCAAGCUAUGGACCUCUUUCAAAUAAUGGAAAAAGAUGGGGGGGUUAAGCGGAAUACAGCAUCCUGGAAUUCUCUGAUUGCUGGGUACCAUCAGCUUGGUGAAAAGAACAAAGCUCUAGCAAUAUUUCGACAAAUGCAGUCUCUUAAUUUUAGUCCUAAUUCAGUGACCAUCUUGAGCAUUUUACCAGCUUGUGCAAAUGUAAUGGCAGAGAAAAAGAUAAAAGAAAUCCAUGGUUGUGUGUUGCGCAGAAACCUGGAAUCUGAGCUAGCUGUUGCAAACUCACUUGUAGACACUUACGCCAAGUCAGGGAACAUUAAAUAUUCAAGAACUGUCUUUAAUGGCAUGUCAUCCAAAGAUAUUAUCACCUGGAAUUCAAUUAUUGCAGGAUAUAUUUUACAUGGUUGUUCAGAUUCUGCAUUUCAAUUGUUUGAUCAGAUGAGAAAUCUCGGAAUUAGGCCAAACCGAGGUACUUUGGCUAGUAUUAUUCAUGCCUAUGGCAUUGCCGGAAUGGUAGACAAGGGAAGACAUGUUUUUUCUAGCAUCACUGAAGAACAUCAAAUUCUACCAACUUUAGAUCAUUAUUUGGCUAUGGUAGAUCUCUAUGGACGUUCUGGGAGGCUUGCAGAUGCAAUAGAGUUCAUCGAAGAUAUGCCUAUAGAACCCGAUGUCUCUAUCUGGACCAGCUUACUUACGGCCUGCAGAUUUCAUGGAAACUUAAACUUGGCAGUUCUAGCAGCCAAGCGCCUCCACGAAUUGGAGCCUGAUAAUCAUGUGAUAUACCGUUUAUUAGUGCAGGCAUAUGCUUUAUAUGGGAAAUUUGAACAAACCCUAAAAGUGAGAAAGCUUGGAAAAGAGAGUGCGAUGAAGAAAUGUACAGCACAGUGCUGGGUUGAAGUCAGGAAUAAAGUCCAUUUAUUUGUCACAGGCGACCAGUCUAAACUUGACGUUCUAAAUACUUGGAUAAAGAGCAUUGAAGGGAAAGUAAAGAAAUUUAAUAAUCACCAUCAGCUCUCUAUUGAAGAAGAAGAGAAAGAAGAAAAAAUUGGUGGGUUCCACUGUGAAAAAUUUGCAUUUGCUUUUGGCCUUAUUGGCUCAUCUCACACACGUAAAAGUAUAAAGAUUGUGAAAAACUUAAGAAUGUGCGUGGACUGUCAUCAGAUGGCCAAGUAUAUCUCAGCGGCUUAUGAAUGUGAAAUAUAUUUAAGCGACUCGAAAUGCUUGCACCAUUUCAAAAACGGUCACUGUUCUUGUGGGGAUUAUUGUUUGGCUGAGAAUAAAUUGUUCAAUACACUUCGACAGAGUUUUGAUGAUUCUCGAAAAAUCAAGCCAAUCAUGGCUGGUCCUUUUGGGGGACCAGCUGGAAAUAAUUGGGAUGAUGGAGUUUAUUCGACUAUCAGGCAGUUGAUAAUUUGCCAUGGAGCUGGUAUCGACUCCAUUAAGAUUCAAUAUGAUGUGAAGGGAAGUUCAAUUUGGUCAGAUAGACAUGGAGGAAAUGGUGGCACUAAAACAGACACGGUGAAGCUUGAUUUUCCGGAUGAGUACUUGACUAUGAUCCGUGGACACUAUGGUAGCUUUGUGUCAUUUGACAAAGUGUUUGUUCGAUCCCUAACUUUUAUGAGCAACAAAAAGAAGUAUGGACCUUACGGGGUCGAACAAGGAACAAUUUUCUCUUUUCCAACGACUGAGGGCAAGAUUGUAGGGUUCCAUGGCAGGAGUGGAUUGUACCUGGAUGCCAUUGGAGUUUAUCUAAAGCCUAUGGCUAUACAAUCACCAUCUAAAGCAAUGAUUCAAUCACGGGACCAUCUUGCUAGUAAGACUGAAAAUGAAGGGUAUUCAAUUAUACAAGGAAGUGUUGGUCAAAAUUAUGAUAUUGUUCUUGCUGUCAGGCAGAAGGAUGAAUUCAAAACACCUCUUCCAACUACUAUCUCAAAACAAGUAUCUAGUUCCUCAAGCUCAGAAUCAAGUGAUGAUGAAUCCACAAUUAAGAGGCCUGUUAAGAAGGGACCGUCUAAAGUUGAAAAUGUGGUACCAUGUGGACCUUGGGGCGGCUCGGGCGGAACAGUAUUUGAUGAUGGAUGUUACUCUGGUAUUAGACAAAUUAAUGUGUCGCGCAAUGUUGGAAUUGUAUACAUAAGAGUUCUAUAUGCUUGCGAUGAAGAAUCUAUAUGGGGAGCACGGGCAGGUGGAACGGGAGGAUUCAAAUAUGACAAGGUUAUCUUUGAUUAUCCAUAUGAAAUCUUGACUCAUGUAACUGGACACUAUGGGCCUGUCAUGUACAUGGGACCUAAUGUUAUCAAGUCACUCACAUUUCAUACUACAAAAGCGAAGUACGGACCAUUUGGAGAGGCACAAGGAACCCCCUUUAGUACCAAUGUCAAGGAGGGGAAGAUUGUUGGAUUUCAUGGGAGGAAAGGUUUGUUCCUAGAUGCUCUUGGUGUGCACAUAGUUGAAGGAAAGGUGACCCCGCUGUCUCGUCCUCCCUCCAGGGAUAUUAUUCCUGCUGCUCCACCACUUCUUGAAAAUAGUAAUGCCCCUUGGACUAUGAAACUAGCACCUUCAAAAGGAGCACUUGAAGAGAUGGCUCGUGGUGUAGUAAAAGAACCAGCACCCUGUGGACCUGGACCAUGGGGUGGAGAUGGCGGUAAACCAUGGGAUGAUGGAGUAUUUUCUGGCAUUAAACAGAUAUACUUGACACGGUCUCUUGAAGCUUUUUGUUCAAUUCAAAUUGAAUACGAUCGAAACAAACAAUCAGUUUGGUCAGUUAGGCAUGGAGGAAACAGUGGAACAACCAUACAUCGGGUAAAAUUGGAUUAUCCACAUGAAGUGUUAACAUGUAUAUCAGGAUAUUACGGUUACAUCGGUAAAGAUGAGAGACAACAAGCUGUAAAGUCGCUUACAUUUCACACAAGCAGGGGGAAGUUCGGUCCAUUUGGGGAGGAGGUAGGGUCGUUUUUCACGUCAACAACGACAGAGGGCAAAGUAGUUGGCUUCCAUGGGAGGAGCAGCUUGUAUUUGGACGCCAUCGGAGUUCACAUGCAACACUGGCUAGGAAGCCAAAGGGCAACUAGGUCGUCCUUUUUCAAACUGUUCUGAUAUGAAACUGAAGAACUAAUAAAGCUGGGGAUGGAGCAAUAUGAUUCCGUUAAUAAUCAAUUCUGGAAAAGUGAGAUUCUUUCAACUUUUCCUUGUCUUCCAUUUGCAUGGGAAAGAAUGUUUGGCCUAAUCAAUGACGCUUAUCAUAUUAUUUCUGGAUAUGAUAUUUCAUAUUCCCUCUCUUCCAAACAUCACUUAGUUUGAUCAUUCUAUACAUCCUCCAUCCUCUUAUCCUUUUCAUAUGUUGAUUAAACCUUCCCAAACGAGUUGAUACUGUUUGUGAAAUGUGAUAAAGUAUAUUGAGUGACUUUUCAAGUGUAUUAAAAAAUCAUUCCAAAUAGGUCAAAAGUUAUUUGUGGAGGUGUGAUGAUUAUGUGUAAUAUUGUGAUAUGAUAUUAUGUUGUAAUGAGGUGUGUGUAUUAGCAAUUUUUAGAAUAUCAUUUCUUUAAUCAAAAUAUAAGCUAAAUUAAACU